This is a messenger RNA of Oenanthe melanoleuca, 1486 nucleotides long. RefSeq names its product myeloid derived growth factor (gene MYDGF). NCBI's taxonomy places the organism in Eukaryota, Metazoa, Chordata, Aves, Passeriformes, Muscicapidae. Bases 19 to 546 code for a protein of 175 amino acids. The transcript has 6 exons. Gene Ontology annotation, biological process: positive regulation of endothelial cell proliferation; positive regulation of angiogenesis. The record is from RefSeq and is a predicted model, not a curated record.
CCGCCCUUCCUUUCCAAGAUGGCGGCGCCCAGCGGGAGGAGCUGCCGGCGCGCCUGGGCCGCGCUGGUUCCCGCGGCCCUGCUGUGCCUGGCGGCCCGAGCGGCCGCGGGACCGGGCACGGCCCCGGGUGCGACCCCGAGCACGGCCGAGUUCGACGUGCGGCCCGGCGGGGAGGUUCACUCCUUCUCCCGGAGCCUGGGGGAUUUCAGCUGCACCUUCACCUACUCGGCCCAGGGCGGCACAAACGAGCAAUGGCAGAUGAACGUGGCAGUGAGCGAGGACAGCGGGCUCUUCUCCUGCUCCGUCUGGAGGCCCCAAGGGAAGUCUUAUCUCUUCUUUACCCAGUUUAAAGCUGAAGUGAAAGGAGCCAAGAUUGAGUAUGCCAUGGCUUAUUCUCAGGCUGCUGCGGGUGCCCUGAGCGACAUCCCCUUGAAACAGGAAGAAUUUGAGAUCUCUGAAACAGCAGUGUCUCACAGGGAAGGCAAGUUCCGUUUCGAGCUCUCCAAACUCGUGAUUGCAGCAAAACCCGCCCGGGACGAGCUGUGAGCCGGGGCCAUGUGGCACUGAAGGAUCUCCUGGUCACCUGCAGGGCUUUUCUUUUGCCUGGCUGAACCUUUUAUGUUUUCCAUACUGAAAUGUGCUGGGGGCUGAUGUGAGUUGGGCUUGGAGGUGUGAGGACAGGUUUGUUGUGCCUUGUGUCAGAGUGGCAGCUGGAGAUCCCCCUGUGCCCCUUCCUGCCUGGCUGAGCAGGACACAGCUCCUGCAGGGGCUCCUUAUCUGCUCCUGCAGGGGCAGUGCAGGGAGAUAAGAGGCUGGACUUAAGCAGGGUUUGCUAAAGGGAACUUGUUAACUCUGUAUUCUCUGGAGGGGAGAUGGGAUUUCUCUCUCCAGCAGCGUGACAGGAGGAAAUAAUUAAUCUAUUUCUUUCUCUCCCCCUCUGUUUCCCUCUAACUCCACUUCCCUCUCACUGUAUUUCCCCCUAUUUCAUGCUCUCUUUCUUCUCUCUCUCUUUCUCUCUCUGUUUCUUUCUUUUUCUAACUUUCUUUUCCUUUCUAUCUUUAAAAAAGCAGCAGUAGAAACUUUCAGGCUCCCUGAGAGUAAAUUAAAAACAUUUAAAAAACUUUUAAACAUUUAAAUAAAAAAAAUUACUCUCAGGGAGCCUGAAAUUUUUAUAGUGGUUUUUUUUUCUUCUUUUUAUAUAUUCUCUAGAGGGACCCUAAUCAGCAGCCCCACCCCUGGGGAGGGGUUUGGCCAAAUUUCUGGUUCGAUGUGAGGGAGUGGCUGGGCUGGGAGGGAGGGAAGGCAGAGCAGCUUAUUCUGACACAAUCAGGAAUCAAUCCAGGCAACAUUUCCACAUCUCAGCACAACCAUGGGACUAUUUUAUACCUACAGAAAAGUGAUUUUUUUCUUAUCCAGAGGAAUAACAGGGAAUGUGCAAUUCCUUUCCUGUGUGUAAAUACAGCACAAAUAAAGAAAUAAAGCAUCA